UAUGGUUUUAUGAUAAAUCCUGAUGGAAGAUGGUAUGGGCUGUGGGUGAAUGUGAUAGUUCUGUGGGCGAUCUACUCCAUCUUCUUCACUUCGCUAGAGUUUGGCUUCUUCAGAGGCCUGCCAGAGCAGUUGGAAGGCCUGGACUGCGCGCAGAUCAUUUUCUUGGUCGACAUAGUCAUUCAAUUCUUUGUUCCUUACAGGGACCUGGAGACCUACAAAAUGAUCAGCCAUAGGAGGAAGAUUGCUUUGCGCUAUCUCAGGGGAAGUUUUGCAGUUGAUCUUCUUGGAUGCUUCCCAUGGGAUUCCAUCUACAAGGCAACAGGAAACGAAGCAAUCCGGUUCCUCACAUGGGUUCGAGUAUUUCGCGCGAGGAAGAUCAUUCAAUUCUUCAAGAUGAUGGAGAAGGACAUCAGGAUCAACUAUCUCGUCACGAGGAUAGUGAAGCUUCUUAUGGCUGAAUUGUAUUGCGCACACACAGCUGCAUGUGUGUUCCAUUACCUAGCAUUAAUGGUGCCACAAGAACAAGAAGGGAAUACAUGGAUUGGAAGCCUGACACUAGGUGAUUACCAAUACAAGAACUUCAGGGAUAUUCACUUUUGGAGACGAUACAUCACCUCCUUAUAUUUCUCCUUCGUUACAUUGGCAACUGUUGGAUAUGGAGAUAUACAUCCUGUGAAUACCAGGGAGAUGAUUUUUGUCAUGGUCUACAUAUCUCUGACCAUGAUACUCGGAGCUUAUGUGAUUGGCAAUAUGACUGCAUUGAUUGUUAAGGGAUCGAAGACCGAGCAAUUUCGAGACAGGAUGUCAGAUCUCAUCGAGUACAUGAACAUUAAAAAACUUGAGAAAGGUAUAAGAUCACAGAUCAAAGACCAUUUUAGACUGCAGUAUGAGAAUAGCUACAGGAAAGAAUAUAUUCUGGAGAACAUCCCAGUAGCUGUGAGAUCCAAGAUAUCUCGAACUCUAUAUCUCGAUUUGAUACGUAAAGUCCCCCUUUUCAAAGGAUGUUCGGAGGAAUUCCUUUAUCAGAUUGUGAUGAGGCUGAAUGAAGAACUGUUUCUCCCAGGAGAAAUGAUUGUAGAACAAGGAAGUCCAGCCAAUCGAAUCUACGUAGUACUUCAGGGAUAUCUGGAGGAACUCUUCAUUGGAGAAGAUGGCGCAGAGGAACCAAUCGUGGAACUCACGACCUCUGAUACACUGGGCGAUGUGGCUUUACUCUGCCACAUCCCGCAGCCAUUUGCAGUGCGUGUUUGUGAACUCUGUAAAGUCUUGCUGAUAGAAAAGCAAUCGUGGGGCAACAUAUUGCAGCUGCACAUGAAGGAUCAUACCCAAAUGCUCAUCAACUUACUUGAGAAACGGAGAGAACCAAGCAUCUUGCAGCUGGAGCCGCACAUCAGAUACCUUAUCGCAAAGCAAGAAGAAGAACUAGCAUUAGGCCUCAGCAGCACUGCUUAUUACGGGGACAUCAACCGUCUUAAACUCCUAAUCAAUGGAGGAGCAGAUCCAAAUACUGCAAAUUAUGAUGGCAGAACUGCGCUCCAUAUGGCUGCUGGUAGAGGACAUGAGAAGGUAGUGAAGUUUCUUAUCAAACGAGGAGUCGAUGUUAAUUGCAUAGAUAAGUUUGGAAACUCUCCAUUGUUGGAAGCUUUGAAGGCAGGACAUGAACUGAUUGCAGCAGUCCUGGUGGAAAAUGGUGGCAUCGUGAAUCUGAAUGAUGCUGGGAGAUUUCUCUGUGAAGCUGUCACAGAUAACAACGUAAAGUUACUACGAGGGUUGCUGAAAUAUGGAGUUGAUCCAAACUCCAGAAACUAUGAUGAAAGGACACCACUUCAUGUUGCUGCUUCACAGGGCUUGCACCAUGCUGCUACUAUGCUGAUUGAGUCUGGAGCAGAUGUUCUUUCUAAAGACAGGUGGGGAAACACAGCUGUUGACGAGGGGCGUAGAUGCGCGAGCCAACAUCUAGUUAAUAUUCUUGAAGAUGCACUAGUAAAGCAAGAAAACAAGUGA
Molecule: messenger RNA, 2004 nt
Organism: Zingiber officinale
Lineage: Eukaryota; Viridiplantae; Streptophyta; Magnoliopsida; Zingiberales; Zingiberaceae
Product: potassium channel KOR2-like
Exons: 12
Coding region: 10-2004 (664 amino acids)
Biological process (GO): potassium ion transport; transmembrane transport
Cellular component (GO): membrane
Molecular function (GO): voltage-gated potassium channel activity; protein binding
Source: RefSeq, a predicted model, not a curated record